Messenger RNA from Sphaeramia orbicularis (orbiculate cardinalfish), 1391 nucleotides. RefSeq names its product calmodulin-like protein 4. Gene Ontology annotation, molecular function: calcium ion binding. The transcript has 5 exons. Bases 527 to 988 code for a protein of 153 amino acids. Gene Ontology annotation, cellular component: myosin II complex. The record is from RefSeq and is a predicted model, not a curated record. Lineage: Eukaryota; Metazoa; Chordata; Actinopteri; Kurtiformes; Apogonidae.
UUUACAUCAAUAGAUUCUGUUGAUGGAUGUUUGGGUCUUUAUGGGUUAAGUGUACUGUGUUAUUUUGUUAAAUGUUAUGGUAUGUUUUAGAACCUUGUGGUUCAUACUUUGACUUACUUUGAUAUCUGACUGGUUUGAUUUUGCAUUUUUAAAAUCUCAAUUAAAUUAUAUAAUUAACUUCCUACUUGUUUAAUGUCCCCAUAAUGUCUUUUUUGUUAUUUUUAUUCUGAAAUUUCUCCAUUUACAAUCGCUGUACAGAUAGAGGAAUACAACACACCGACAGCCUGGCUCUUCAUUGUUGUCUGAUUAAUUGCUUGUAUAAGGGUUCACUGCUUUAAAUCGAAGGUCAGGAAGAGAAAGGACAGUUCAGUUCCGCAGAUCCGGUAUCUGUGUUUCCACAGCAACGUGUAUUAAGUUCCACAGGCGCCUUUCAGACGGUGAACUUUGAACAGAGGUGGAGGGACAGGUGAGCUGACGCAGGUUCCUGAAACGAUCCUUCCUGGAAACACACAGAGAUAUUGCAAAAAUGGCCAAAUUCUUCACACCAGCUCAAAUUAAUGAAUUCAAAGAGUGUUUCUCCUUAUAUGACAAGAAGCGAAAGGGUAAGAUCGAAGCCAAGGACCUGGUCACAGUCAUGCGCUGCCUGGGAACAAGCCCCACUUUUGGUGAAAUUGAACGACACCUUCAGGUUCAUAAAAUAGAAAAGACAGGGGAGCUGGAUUUCUCCACUUUCCUGACCAUGAUGCACAGGCAGAUUCAACAGGAAGACCCCAAGGCUGAAAUCCUGGAAGCCUUGAGGAUGACGGACAAGCAGAAGAAAGGCUACAUCCAGGCAUCGGAACUCCGGGCCAAGCUCACCAAGUUAGGAGAGAAACUCACCCAUAAAGAAGUGGAUGAGCUCUUCAAAGAGGCCAAUGUUGUGUCAAAUGGGACGAUCAACUAUGAAGAGUUCACACAGAUGGUGACACUGCCACCCGUCGAUUACUGACCUUUCAAGGAAAAUACACAUUUCAAUCACACCACAACUGACAGUACAUCGCCUGAACCUCAUGUCCUCAGUUUACAGAGACUGUAUAAAAAGUUUGCAUUUACCAGUGUUUACUUGCAGACUAUUGAGAUUUUUCUUUUAUUAAUUACUCAUUGUAAUUAAAUUUAAUUCAGAACUUUGUUUUUCUGUUAAAAUGCAAUGUACUGUUGACUAACACUGGCCUCUGAAAUGUGCCUGAACACAUUGACUUAUUGUGUUAAAAAUGUUCGUUUUAAACACUGAUGUUAAAAUGAAAACAGUCAUUUAUGUUUUUCUUAUCUAAUAUCAUUUCUGCUUUACUGAAUCCAUUUAUGCACCACACUCAGGCUAUAGAGAAAGAGAAAGUCCUCCCCCUACCAGUGUG